ACAGAGGGAAGCCAGUGGAGAGAAGCCCUGGAAAGAAGCUGUGGACAGGGCCUCAUUUGUGACCAGGUUCAGCUUCUCCUUAUCAGGGCUGCCUUCAACCAGUAGGGAGGUUGGGGGAGACUUCCCAGCCAUGUCAGAGCUUCUCCAGCACCAGGCCCCUCUCACCACUGAGGAGCUACACAGUGGCAGUGAGAUUUCAGAGGAAUUUCUCAAUAGAAAAAGUGAUCACCAAUGGGAGGAUUGUGAAAAAGCUGCCAGCCAUAACCAGAACUUUGUUCAACAUCAGGGUGUCUGCUCUGGAGAAGGGAAAUAUGAGUGUAAUAUAUGUGGGAAAGUUUUUACAUGUAACUUUAACCUCAAUAGACAUAGGACAGUUCACACUGGAGAAAAGUCCUAUAAGUGUACUGAUUGUGGGAAGCUGUUCAAACACAGGUCUUCCCUCACAAAACACUACAGAAUUCACACUGGAAUAAAAUCGUAUGAGUGUAGUGAAUGUGGGAGGGCAUUCAAUCAAAAAUGUCACCUCACUAAACACCACAGAAUUCACACUGGAGAGAAACCUUACAAAUGUAGUGAAUGUGGAAAAUCAUUUUCGUGUAGUUAUGAGCUCUUUAUCCACAAGAGAGUUCACACUGGAGAAAAGCCUUACAAAUGCAGUGAAUGUGGAAAAUCAUUUAGCCGCAGUUCUGUCCUCUUUAACCACCAGAGAGUUCACACCGGAGAAAAGCCUUACAAAUGCAGUGAUUGUGGGCUGUCCUUCAGGCAGUACGCUAACCUCAGUAGACACCGCAAAAUUCACACUGGAGAAAAACCUUAUCAGUGCAGUGAAUGUGGGAAGUCCUUCCAUCGUAGGUCUUACCUCACUAAACACAUUAAAGUUCACACACGACAAAAACCAUAUAAGUGUAGUGAAUGUGGUAAAUCUUUUAAGGAAAGUAGUCACCUCGUGAUCCACAAGAGAGUGCACACCGGAGAAAAGCCACAUCAAUGUAGUGAUUGUGGGAAGUGCUUCCGUCAAAGCUCUAACCUCAUUCAACACCUCAGAGUACACUGCAGGAAAACCUUAUGAGUGUACUGAAUGUGGGAAAUCUUUUCGGCACAACAGUUGCCCACUUACCCACAAGAGAGUUCACACUGAACAAAAGCCAUAUCAAUGUAGUGAUUGUGGGAAGUGCUUCAAUCAAAAGGCUAACCUCGUUUGACACCACUGAGUUCACACUGGAAAAGGUCCUCAUGAGUGUAGUGAAUGUGGAAAAUCUUUUCACCAGAAAUCUGUCCUCAUUCAACACUUGAGAGAACACACUGGAAAAAAGCUUUAAUUGUGCAGAGAAUGUUUUACUUUCGCACUCAGAAGAACAACACCAAAGGAGAAUCUUUUUCCCCCAUUUACCUGAAUGCAAACCCCUUUAUCAGAACAUACACUCUGCUAGAUGCCUCCUAAAUUUCAGGUAUAAGUGACAUUUUCAAAAACUGGAUACCACUUGCUAAUCUACUCAAUUCUACAACCGGAUUUAUGUCACUGGAAGAAUUUGUUUGGAAGCUCUUUCAUCCCCACCACCUGGCUCACUUGAAGAGUGUGCAUUCGUCACAACCCUUGCAUGUUCUGGGGUUGUGCAUGAGAAGAUUAUGAAUAUUCUGAGCUCCUGGGUGAAUCUUUAUCCUUUAUUUCUGACCAGAGAUUGACCUGGCCCAGGUUUUGUCCAGAGCCCACUUCCUCCACCAAGAAGUGCUACCUCUCUCAGGGACAUUGUGCGUGUCACAUUAUUCUGUGAUGAAGUAUUUCAGGUUCCAAUUCAUCAACCUGCAAACCUCUUGCUGUCCUUUGCUUGAGUUUAUGAUCUUUAUGUAAAGGUAUUUUUUCUUUUGUACUUUAAUUUUGUUGGUUCUAUUCUCUCCCUGGGAUGAUUGAAAGGAAAGUUGUGAUGUAUCAACAUGGACAGGUGAACAGAUAUGGUGGGGUCCCAAACUUUCUGUGCUUUGGACGGCACAACUUGAUGGAAAUUAUUCUUUGUUCAAUAUUGGCUGAUUUUGUAUUGCCGACCAAGGCUUUGAGGGAAAGUGUGCAUGACUUUGUGGUUCUAAUUUUCUGUCUGGUGCCUCUUUUAUUGUAUAGGUCAAUGGUUGCCCUGAACAGACAGUGUUUAUUGUGCUCCUGUGAACAAUAUGAAUGAUAUUCCCCGUCAUAAUAUGUAUUACAUAUGUGUCAGCAAUGUUUAGGGGAACUACUCUCCACACUCUCUAAAGAGGCCAUGUGUCACAAUGUAUGAAGUUUCAUAGGCUGGUGUCAUUUGUUGUAAGACUCUGAGGUGGAAUUAGUAUUGAGACAGAAACACUGUUUUCAUAGUCAUAGCAGACACUGCAAUUAAACUAGAUGAAAAGUGCCUCUUCUGGACAUAAGUCCAAAUUAUUCCAGGGCCUGUGGCUUGUAUGAUCUUUGAGACCGUUCUGAGGACCUCCAUCACUAUUUCCUAUAACGAGUCACUGGCAGACAAAAUAAUCAAACCAGAUGGAGGUGAGGGGAAGAGACAGACAAACAUAGAUCUGCAGCCUCCUACAUGCCCCCUACUGGGAAUGCAUUUGGGAUGUGCACUGACCUGAAUCAAACCAGAAACUGUUCAGUGCAUGGGAUUACACCCAAGCAGCUGAGGGCACUGGCCAUGGCAGAAUUUAUUCUUAUAUUAUUAUUUUCUCUUUUAAAUUUUUUAUUAUUUUUUAAUUUUUUAAAUAAAUCUUUAUUGUUCAGAUUA
Messenger RNA from Eptesicus fuscus (big brown bat), 2747 nucleotides. RefSeq names its product zinc finger protein 239-like. Gene Ontology annotation, biological process: regulation of transcription by RNA polymerase II. Lineage: Eukaryota; Metazoa; Chordata; Mammalia; Chiroptera; Vespertilionidae. Gene Ontology annotation, molecular function: DNA-binding transcription factor activity; RNA polymerase II cis-regulatory region sequence-specific DNA binding. Bases 131 to 1069 code for a protein of 312 amino acids. The transcript has a single exon. The record is from RefSeq and is a predicted model, not a curated record.